This is a messenger RNA of Babesia ovata, 1356 nucleotides long. Its product is annotated as recQ-mediated genome instability 1. NCBI's taxonomy places the organism in Eukaryota, Apicomplexa, Aconoidasida, Piroplasmida, Babesiidae. The record is from RefSeq and is a predicted model, not a curated record. The transcript has a single exon. Bases 1 to 1356 code for a protein of 451 amino acids.
AUGGCGGUAGCAGUGGAUAACGCCGCUCGUGCCGAGUAUGACACUUGGAUCCGCAGCGACUGGACAUUUGGUGCCGACUCCACUAAGUUCAACAAUUUUUUCCGUAGCAGAAUAACUCUACACCAGGUCUUGUCGUGUAUCGAUGUCAGUGUUUCGAUGUAUCGCCAGUUGGGGGAGGAAGAGGAGGAUGAUGAUGAGGACGACGAUGAUGCGUCUAUGGCAUUAAUUAAGAAAUCAGCAGCCACACGCAUGCUACGUCUACAGCUUUUCAAUGGUAGAGACCAUCAAGUGGCGUAUGAGUAUGAGCCUAUUGCUUGCUUGGAUGUUUUUCACGCGAAUCGUCUGACUGGCAACCCUGUACGGUGCUGCGGUAAGAUUGCCUUAAUAAAUUCUCCCGUGGAGCGUCGAGGAGUGCUGUGGUUGACACGUCACAAUGUAAAAUUGGUGUUUGAGGGGUUCGAAUGCCGUAAGCACUGUGAAGUUGGGUCAUCCAGCCCCGUCAACCGUGCCGUGGACCGUGCCCCCACCCAGGCACUGCCAGCUACCAGUGUAAAUGUCCCACAGAGCGCAACAAACGAGCAACAGCAAGAUCGGAGUUCCAACGCUCACCGUGCGUGUAUAUCGUACUGUGCAGAUGAUUUUGAUGAAGUAUCGCAGAAGCGAGCUGCCGCAGGCAUUUUAGACUUCGAGUUACCUGUAAAGCGAUUCAACGCCCAUACCGUAGACGAACGGAUUUUGUCUCCAGUGGAACAAUACUUUCCAAGCGGUUCAAGUUAUGUUGAGUUUGCUUACACUUCAUAUCUUGUUCGCUCGAAUGCGGUGGCUGGCGACGCGUCGUACGAACAAUUCACGCACAAGUUUUUGCGCACCUACGGUUUCAUGGGAUGCUUUUCUAUCGCACAAGCGCUGUCGAGCAUAAACCGCUCGCCAGGAUUGCAAGAGCCGUCGGAUGAGUGGCUUUCUGACAACGCCCACUUCGGUUUCCUAGAUCACGCCGUUCCACUGGAUGUCAUUGAGCGCAGCGACAUUUCCGACGUCGCCAAUAAUGAGCUCCGUGAAGUCGGAUUUAAUCACACGAGUGGGUUGUGGCUGGUGAAUUUGAACGAUUGUUCCGCAUGUUUCUUCUGCUUGGUUUCUGUUGAAACGUUGGGAAUAACUUCGUCGACACCACUAGCCGUUUCUCGAUUGAUCAACGCGGUCAACGGCUUUUUUGAGAUAAAGCGUUUCAGAAGUGGUGCCUGCCAUUUGCACUGGAUAUCACAAUACAGAAGGAACUUAGACGAUGCAGAGUUCGCCAGGAGAACCCGUGCCAUUCAGGCAGAAUUUGAGCGUAUGGAAGCGCUUAUGGACUUUUAG